Messenger RNA from Saccostrea cuccullata (small rock oyster), 2575 nucleotides. Its product is annotated as band 7 protein AGAP004871-like. The transcript is spliced from 9 exons. The record is from RefSeq and is a predicted model, not a curated record. Bases 120 to 989 code for a protein of 289 amino acids. NCBI's taxonomy places the organism in Eukaryota, Metazoa, Mollusca, Bivalvia, Ostreida, Ostreidae. Gene Ontology annotation, cellular component: plasma membrane.
AUGCACAGCGUGAAUAUUAAAUAGUUGGAGUAUUUAAAUAUAUAAGUUUAUAAAUAUAAUGGAAAUCUCUUAAAUUAUAGACAAACAAAUAUUUUUUCUACGAAUCUCGGAGCAGAGCCAUGUAUAACGGCAGCACGGGAAAAGUUCACCCGCAGGAAGGAGGAGGUCAGCAGCAGCAGUAUGAGCAGGAUGGGGACAUUGGUUGCUGUGGUUAUGUUUUAAUGGGAUUUUCCUACAUAUUAGUAGCACUCUUCUUCCCAUUUUCUCUGUGUGUGACAAUUAAGGUUGUGCAGGAAUAUGAGAGAGCGGUCAUCUUCAGGCUUGGGCGAGUUUUGCCUGGUGGAGCCAAAGGCCCAGGUUUAUUCUUCAUCUUACCCUGUAUCGAUGACUUUAAGAAGGUGGACAUGAGGACUCUUACCUAUGAUGUCCCUCCUCAAGAAAUCCUCACUAAAGACUCUGUCACAGUGGCUGUAGAUGCUGUGAUUUACAUAAGAAUCUUUGAUGCUACCAUGGCCACAGUAAAUGUGUCUGAUGCCUAUCAGUCUACACGUCUGCUGGCAGCCACCACUCUUAGAAAUGUCCUUGGAACCAGAAAUAUGUCAGAACUUUUGACAGAUAGAGAUGCCAUUUCAGCCAUGAUGCAGCAUCAACUGGAUGAAGCAACUGAUCCCUGGGGUGUCAAAGUAGAGAGAGUGGAAAUUAAGGAUGUGAGACUUCCCAUCCAGUUACAGAGAGCUAUGGCUGCUGAGGCAGAAGCUGGAAGAGAGGCCAGGGCUAAGAUUGUCGCAGCUGAGGGAGAACAGAAGGCCUCGCGGGCUCUGAAGGAAGCUGCUGAUGUCAUCACGGAAUCCCCCGCUGCCCUCCAGCUCCGGUAUCUACAGACCCUCAACACCAUCGCAGCAGAGAAGAACUCCACCAUUAUCUUCCCUCUCCCAAUAGAUCUCUUAUCAUCCUUUGGUACUCAGAAACAAGAUGUAACUAAAUUCUGAUCGGGAGUUGGGAUCAAAUGUAAGGGAGGUACUGGUCCAAGUGAAGCAAUUGAUAUUUACGAAAAAAACAAAACUGAGAAGGUACAUUGUAUUGUACUAUCUGCAGUGUUCAUAGUAUACCCUGACACUACUCACAUCUGCCUCUGUAUACGCCAGAAUCAUUGUCAUUCUGAUGCUUUGUAAUUUGAAAAGAAUUAUCUUUGUAAAUUAAAUAAUUAUGAAAUUUUAAGACUAUUAAAUUCUGGAUUGGUCAUCUAAUGUUUCUCCUUGCCUGGGAAUAUUGAAUGUUUCAGAAUGGUUGAACAGUGUAGGUGUGGUAUGACUCCCAUUUUCACUUUCACAGUUUGGAUUUAACUGCAGUGUAGUCAAUCAUGACAGUUUGUCUAUAAAUACUUGUACUAAUAUCAAUGUUGUAAUGGAUUGGUUAUCACAAAUUGUCAGCUUUAUUACUUUGAUAUUAUUGCAGACUUCUGACACUUUUUAACAAAAAAAAUGGUAUUGAACUAGAGUACUCAACAUACUGUAAAAGAUUGAAGGGUUGAAAGGUCAAUGAUUUCAGUACAUGGUCCUCUAGGGUAUAAGCAGAAAUUUUAGUGAAGAUCCAAUUUUAGUAUUUUUAGCAAGGGUAUUGUGAUCACUCAGAUAUCACUAACAAUUUAUUCCACAUCAGAGGGUAUGAUUAUCUUUUUAAUUCACUAAAAUUACUUCUCACUAAAAUUGAAUACAUGAUUUUUUAACAACAAAUUACUAAAUUUGCAUAAAGCUAAAAAUUCCACUUACACUCAGUGUAUUCAAAUAGCGAGUGGAAACUUGGAAUGUUCUAUAGGUGUUUAACAUUGAAGAAUGUGAAAUUCAAUGAGUAGAAACUUUAUCAAUUUAAUUUUGAAAAAUUCGUCAAUUUCGUCAACAUUUUCACAUCGCCAAAGUUUACACUUAAUUGAAAAUGAUUACAUGCAUUUCUUAUGCAUAAGAUUCUAUUUUCCAAAAUGUUCGAUAUUAAUGAAAAAUCUACAUAUUGUCACAUAUUACCAUUGUCAACUAUAUGACUUGACAUUCUAUUGAGAACAGUCUUGUGUAAGUGUGAAUCCAGGUGGAGUGCUUUAAGCCUAAAAAGAUGAAAUAUGUAAACUUUGAUUACUAUAGAACAUUUUAGACUUGAUAUUAAAGGAUUCUUUUAUUUUAAAAAAAGAAGAAGAUGCAUUAAAAUAUGUUGGAUUUAACUGGCAUUACUUAUAAAUCAAAAUAUUACUUUUCCUGAUAUUUGUUUUGUUGCUGUUUAAUUUUAAAACAACUGCUUUGCACUCUCUGACAAUUAAUUUUUUUAAUGUUUACGCAUCAGCACCUACACAUUUUUCCUAUAGAGAGGAUUCAGUUCUUUUUUAUAGAAAUCCAUUGUUUUUUUUAAUUAUUUUUUAUUUUAUAUUUUCCUCUGUUUAAUCUUUAAUAUAUUUGUAUUUUGGUAAUUUAUAGAAGAAGGCUGCAAAUAAGUUAUUUGUACAUGUAUGUGUUACUUUCUGUAAAGAUAUUGUAAAUAAUAUCAAAUGUAUGUAAAGUGUAAAUAAAUUACUAAUAAAAAUUUCAGCAAA